AUGACUCGGCUAUCCCAGAAUGCACCUUUAAACAAACUUUCACUCAUCCUUCUGCAGAAGCUUUAUCGGUAUCACUUGAAAAAAAAAACUGCAUCCUCUGCAGAGCAUACCUUUGCUUCUGGUCAAUAUUUAGACAAUGAGCGUGGCACCGUGUUUAAGUGUAAACACGCCUGUAUGUUUGUAGGGUGUACAGGCACAGUCGCUUCCCAGAAAACUAGUAAACUAAAAGAUGCAAAAUCGCGAUUACUCGUCCUCGUAGAAUGGCUCCCACUUUUUCACUAUCCAUUACAAGAAUAUUGGGUGCAUUCCCUUGUCUUGUUGGAAUAG
This is a messenger RNA of Mucor mucedo, 327 nucleotides long. RefSeq lists its product as uncharacterized. The coding region runs from base 1 to 327 and encodes 108 amino acids. The transcript has 2 exons. Lineage: Eukaryota; Fungi; Mucoromycota; Mucoromycetes; Mucorales; Mucoraceae. The record is from RefSeq and is a predicted model, not a curated record.